Molecule: messenger RNA, 4336 nt
Organism: Eremomyces bilateralis CBS 781.70
Lineage: Eukaryota; Fungi; Ascomycota; Dothideomycetes; Eremomycetales; Eremomycetaceae
Exons: 4
Coding region: 175-3858 (1227 amino acids)
Source: RefSeq, a predicted model, not a curated record
UCAUCACCUCGUGCACAUCUUCACAACAGCUUCUUGCUUCUAGCUUUUUGAUCCAAGUGGCUUUUGGUUAUCGACUCUCUUGAAAUCAUCAUGCUCUCCCUAUAAAUCAUCCGCAAUUCUUUGUUGCGACUCUCUGUUUACACCUCUCGCCGCGCGACGCGUGCUUUGUUGACAAUGACGAUGCUACGAUCGAAAGCCUCGAUCGGGUCGGCCCAAUGGCUGCUCAACGAGAAUGAGCAGGCUCAGGAACUCAUUGACCAGGAAGUGGAAGAGUUCAGCUACUCCGUGCGAAAUGAUUUGGAGUGGUUGAAUGAGCAUAUGAACGAUGUCUUCUCGGGGAGGAACAUAAACGUUACCGAUGUUUUCAAGACACCAGGAAAACUUCGAGGGAAGACUCCUCGUACUGCGAGGAAGCGCAAUGCGCUUGAAAAGAGAGCACCGCUCAGCGAUCUAUUUGCACCGAAUCCACAAGCUAAUCCUAGCCCGCUACAUAAAUCAUUGGCCACAAAGAAUCCUAUAUUCCAAGUGGCGGAGGAUAUUGAGAACCGACCGCCCACAUCCGCACGCAAGAGCCCAAACAAAGCUAUCGGCGCGGGCAAAGAAAAUGUCGACUCAGGAUACCAUGAGCCCUCGCAUUAUGAAAUGCACGUCGACCCGGCUCCACCAGCAACACUGAGCCAAUCCUCGACAUUGUGUACCUCGCAACAGUCGGCCAUUAAGUCUCCCGUACUAACGAACACACCCCAAAACAUACAAGAUCGCGACGUAACGGAUGAUUCGUUUGUGUCUGCAAAAGAGGAUUUGGUCGCCAGGGAGGCCGCAAUUAAAGCAGCAUCCGAUGAUGUAUUUGUCGACAAAGAGAAUCUUCCACGCGCGAGUCCCCGUCCUCAAGCCGAGCCAGCAACGGCUCCGGAAGACCAGGAUAUUGAAAUGGGGGGAACUGGGGAUGAAAACGAAACUAUGGACGUCGAUGGUACGCACUCGCCCUCUGAUGGUUCAAGCCCUGUGAAGCCGCUGCUUCGCAAAAGCAGCAUGACUUUCGCAGCGCUGCCGGGUCGCGAGCCGCAUAUGAAGAGCAUCGGCGGGAGGACGUCGGGAACCAACCCCUUCAAUGGCAGGAGCAGUCAACUGGGACGGUUUACUGGAGGUAAGAGUUUGGGCGGUCCACAACUGGCACGCACCUCCAAUGCACCGACCUCGGAUCAUAUGGACGUGGACGAUGAUACCAUGCCUCCGUCUCUCCCUCGUGAAGAGUCGGAAACGACUCGAAUGCAUCACAAAACUUCCACUCAGAGACUCGCCGACAAGAUCAACAUGCUUGGGAAGUCGAAGGAACCAAGGGCGUCCAAGUCGAUCACGGUCAAUCCGCAGCCUCAGUAUCCCAACAUUUCAUCGAACUCGGACAAGGUUCAUUCUGAGCCAUCACCACCACCAGUCCCACCCAAAGAUGUAGCAGCCGAGCGUGAACUGGUCAAUUCUUUAGAUGACGAAGAUGACUGGAUCGCACCGGUGCAAUAUAAACCCCUUGCUGAGGAGAUGCAACGACCCCAGGUCUUCAAGACGCGCUCGCAGGAGACGAUCAAGACUGUGGUGGACGAGGAACAUCCUUCAACCCAAAUGCCUAUUGUCAAGGCCUCGACCAAUCCCACAUCUCCUUCUCGCCCAGGGUUCCUUUUUGGGCAUGGCAAAUCGGUUUCCUCGUCGGCUGUCCCGUCGCCACUUCGACCGGCUAUGGCGCUAGAAGCGUCGCACAAGAAAGCAUUCUCCGUCUCGAAUCCUGACCUGCGAGCCGGCCUCGAGUCCACCACUCCGGCCGGGUCUCCCACUGGUAAGCGGUUCGGCGACGGCCCCUUAAGUGCAUCCAAAGCCAAACUUUACUCUGUGCUAAAGUCUGCCAAAGGAAUAUUUGCAAGCAGCGCGGGAAUCAGCGCACAGGCCAAGAUGGAAGCGUUGUCUCCAAUGCCAAGUCCGCGGCGAGAGCGAACCAUCAUGGAGAACGGCCCUCUCAGUCCCAAUCCCAAUGUUCAGCCGACAUAUGCAUUGUAUCCCAACCUCGGCGAAUCCAUUGCGUCGGGACCGUCCUCCAAGAGUCCCAGCCGUGAAUAUGAAGGGCGUCGGUUGCGGAGCUCUUCGGAACGCGAGAGAGAGGAGAAGCGAAAGGAAAAGGAGGCCAAAGAACAUCGGAAGAUGGAGGCGGGGCUCCAGAAGGCGCGGGAGAAGGAAAGCCAGAGAGCGACCGCUCAGAAAAUGCAGCAGUCAAAGACUACAGCGAAGGCCAAACAGGCGGCCAGCAGCAUUCGCUCUGGAGCAACGAGUCAGGCCGGGUCCGACACCGAACGAAACAAGGUGGCGGAUGAGAUGCCACCUCCUCCGCCCCCGAAGAGUCUGCUCCCAACCUCACAAUCAAAGUCCCGGGAACCACGCAAAUUAUUUAAGCCCAGCCGUGAGAAUUUGAAGACCCGACCGGCGCCGGUCUCGAUCAAACUUGCCUCGCAGCGUAUCGGCCAACUCCAACCGAGCACGGCAGCACUGUCGGCAUCAUUGCAAGAUUCCUUGGGUCCUGCUCCACCAUCAAAGCAACCGGGAAUAUCCACCAAGGCGAGCAAUCCGUCUCUGCACUCCGCCUCAUCCACUGGCAGCAUCAAGGGCCGACCCCGAGCACUUGAAGCAGCAAUGAAGAAGAAAGAGCAGGACGAAAAGGCCGCACAACGAAAGGCGGAACAGAAGCGGGAGCUGGAGCAACGGCGCCAGGCCAAGGCCGAAGAGGACCGUCGACUCGAGCAGCAGCGGAAAGCAGCGGAAGCCGAGCGCGCUCAACAGGCACGACAAGCAGCACAGAAAAAGGCCGAAGAGGCUCGAAGGCGCCAGGAACAGCAGCGGAAGGAUGCGAUGCGUCCCCCAAGUCGGCCCGGCAAUGAUCUUGCGUCCGCUUUGCAGCAAGAGAAAUCUCAUGGUCAUCCACCCCAUCCUCGAUCCGAUUUGACGGGGCCAAGGCCAAUGUCCACUAAGCCCGGCGGCGGCGUCGUUCCCCAUGUAAACCCGGCGAAGCCUCCCAAGCGUCUGUAUCAACAAGAUGCGGAGGAUGAGUCCGCUCCUCGACCAGUCCCACGACAAGGGCCGCCAUUCCAGCAACUCGAUACCAAGCGCCGAAAGACCGAAGACAUUGAGGACGAAGACGUUGAGAACCGACGGUCGGUCAUGGCGCCACCGAUUCGCCAAUCCAACAUUCGCAAGGAACCAAGCAAAUUCACGCAUGGAUAUGUCCCCGCUACUCAGGCUCCAGCACAUGCUCCGUCCAUGUUCAAAUCGGCGGUUACGGCACAGCAUAAUCUGCAGCACGGGAAAAUUCCUGAUAACGCCAAGUUUGCAAGCGGACGCAUCCCCUUUGCCGAUGCGCCAAAUCCCCCUGCCGGGCCUUCCAACCCAUCGCACGCCCCACAGCAGUUCAAGACGCCUGGUCGACCGGCCGCCUCCACCGCAGUCGCGACCACCAGCAAAUCCUCCCCGGCUCUCCCGCCCGGAGAAUCCAUCGCACUCCCCGAGAUCGCCACCGACAGCGAAGACGAGGACUCCGAGAACGAAUUUGUCGCCCCAUCCUGGGUGAACUCGCCCGCGCUCAACUCCCUACUGCAACAGCAGCAGCUGGUGGACCCGGAGCAGAUCUUCGGGCCGAUCGCGCCGCUGCAGAUGGAGGAGAUCUUCAAGAACAAAGAUCGGCACAAACGGUUCCGCGACCGCACGAGCAGCGCGAAUUGGAGCGGGAACGAUCGGCUAACGGAGGAGGAGCGGAGGAAGGAUCGGGAGGCGAGGGAGAAGUUGGUGAAGGAGGGGGGGUGGAGUUUUCAUCAGAAUCCGUGAGUGGGGUGGCUCGGGAGAGAUUGAACGCAUUGAAGCCGGACUUCGGAGUUGGAAUACGAGUGUGCUUUCCGGAUGGAUUCUGAGUGCGGUUGAGCUCGUGCAAAGCACUUGAGUUCCUGCCCUCGAUCCAGCUGGUCAAGCUACUCCUUCCUACGUUCUGGUCGGUUCGACGAGGGAUUUUGAGACCCAGGUUCGGAUAUUUGGAUUCUCCACCACGAUCAGAGUAUGAGCAUCGUUGCGUUACCCAUGGAGAUGAAAUUGGGAAUGAUUUCGGUUGGAACGACGGGCGCCUAUGGUCGGGCUAUGAAGGGGUGCUUGGGAUUGGCGUAAGUUGGCAUUCAAGGCGCCUCAGAUGGUCCUGCACAUACACGGAUUACUACAUAUGUCAUUCAGCAAGCAGUGAAAAACCUUUUCCAUGUUUCGGAAUGCUGCUGCCGAUAAUGCAAUAAAAUGUAUCAAAUUCAAUCCGCUCAUAGCU